Pocillopora meandrina is the source of this 15631-nucleotide messenger RNA. Lineage: Eukaryota; Metazoa; Cnidaria; Anthozoa; Scleractinia; Pocilloporidae. The record is from the annotation of a GenBank genome assembly.
UUUUUCUUAUUAGCAAACAAUGACGACGAUGGAUUUGAUUUGAUUAGGCCAUCUUUGAUCCAGCAAUUAAGAACCAUCCUAGAUCAGUACCCAGAUGAUGGACAGAUAUUGAAGGUAUGAAGAAAAGAGGGCUACCACAACCAGUUCUCUGAAAAGUAGACGGGGGUGGGGUGGGUUAAUGUUACUUUUAGACAUCCAUCCUCUCAAUUAGUGUUGUGUGAGGGUUAAGCGAGCGGGGAGUGCCAGACCUCAAGUCAAAUAUCACAAUUGGCUAAAGAAGAUAGCUCUUUAUAUUAACACCUCGAUUGUAUAAUUUUGCAUGUUGUGCUUAUAUGGAACAAUGAUUCAUGCAAGGGUUAAAAGGUCUUUUCACUUAGGUGCCCUUGCUGUAAAUAUUUUUCUGGUGUAUUUUACAUCUUGAAAUGUAUUUUGUUGUAUCAGGAGCUCAUCCAAAACGCAGAGGAUGCACAUGCAAGUCAUGUAAAAUUCCUUCACGACAAACGCAGCCAUGGCACAGCCAAACUUCAUCGCCAAAGUCUUGCUCAAUUUCAGGUAAAUUUUGUUUUUGAUGUGCAAGCUUUAAACCUAUUUUACUUCUUCUUACUGUUACGGUCAAAAAUAACUUGAAAGUACUCAUUUCAGCACCAAGCCACGAUUUAUUUUCUGUUAAAAGCCCCAUAUAGAUUAGACUCAACCGAAUUGGCGUGGAUAAUACAAACUUCUUCUUCAUUGUGAAAAUCACACCCACUCAUUAAUUGUUCGUUUUACAAGGUGAAUGUGAUCGUCUUUAUGUAACAGGGCCCAGCACUUUAUGCAUACAAUGACGCUCAGUUUACAAAAGAUGACUGGAAGGGCAUACGGAUGUUGUGUGAUAGUAUUAAAGUCAAAGACCCAAUGAAAGUUGGCCGUUUCGGUCUUGGCUUUAAGUCUGUUUUUCAUAUGACAGGUGAGUCUCUUGAAUUGCUAUGUUCUCAGACCCUAAUGUGAAUGUUUCCAAGACGUUUUUUCAUUAUAUUAACCGUCUGGAAAAAAAAAUUACCGCAGCUUUUUCUGUUUAGGUGAUUGACGACUUUGUGAGUUUUGCAAGAACAAACUUUUCCUGUUAGAGAUGACUGAUUUAAUUUCUUCUGGGAACUUAUUUCGGAAACCUUUUUGUCACAGCAGAAUUACAAAACAAGGAGUAAUUCAUGAAAUGGUGCAAUUUUUUUCAGAGUGUUCAGCUAUGAAUAUUCAUAGAUAUUCACAGAUGAAUACUCUGAACGAAUCCUUUAAACGAGUUUUAAUUUAGAGUAUUUUCAUAUCAUUUAGUAUUUGUUGACAUAUUUUAUGUUUAUUUCAUGUGAGACUCUGGCUUGGGAGUCGGCGAUCACUCCUUAAGUUUGAACAGAAGUUAACCAAAGUUACCAGUUCAUAACUUUCAUUUGGAAUACUAAGAAUACUUAUAGACAACAAAUUCACCAGAGAAGUUUGCCAUUUGACGGAAGGUGGUAAAUUUUGGCGGCGCUUUAAGUUUUGGGAUUUUUCAGGCGAGUGCUUUUUCUUUUUCGCUGAUCAAUGGCAAAUCGAAGUGUUAGCCGAAGAGGAAACCUGUCAUACUUGAAUGUAACAUCAUGCAUAUGCUAUCCUUGCAUGUACAUUUAUAGCCUUUAUGGCUUCCUUUUUAUCUCUGCUAUGGUUGCCUGGUAUUGUGAAAAGCAACAAUUUUUCUCCGAUAUCGUAAAGAUGUGUUCAGACAUUUUAUUGUUGAAAUGCGACAAAAUUAUUUGUGGUGGUUUUCAGAUCUACCAAGUAUCGUAAGUGGUUCGCAGAUCGGAGUGAUUGAUCCGCACGAAAAGUACUUCAGCGACGAGAGUGGCAAACGAACCGGGCACAGGUGGCGAUUGAAAGAAGACCGAGACAUCAUAAACAGUAUCCCUGACCAGUUUCAGCCAUACAAAGAGAUACUCGAUUGUACAGAGGACACCUUCAAACAGGGAUCCUAUAAUGGGACAUUGUUUCGUUUCCCUUUAAGGAGAGAACCAUCUAAGCUAUCGCAAACGUUAUACACAACCCAAAAGGUGCACACGUUAUUUGAAAGUUUUGAGGCAGAUGCUCAUUUGAUCCUUCUCUUUCUUCAGUAUCUGGAAUCCGUAGAGCUCUUUGUUCGAGAAGAAACGGACAGUGACGCCAGAAAAACCUUUCAAGUCCGAAUCACCGAUAAUACCCUCAAGUUAGUGCGAGAAAAGAGGAAUGAGUUUCGAAGCAAGAUCUCAUCAGGUGAACUAUUGCCAGCAGCUGUUAGGGUAACUUAUCCUAUCACAAUUGAGGCAAUUACUUACUCCAAAGGCACGCCAAGUGCGUCAGAGCGACAUUCGUUUCUAGUUACUAACUACUUUUGUGGAGGAGAAAUCUCGUCACAAUUUAGAACCUUGGCUUCAGAUCAAGAUCUCAGCUAUCUGCCUCUGGUAGGUGUCGCCAUGGAGUUGCCAGAACGCCCUGGAAAAGAAACGCCAGACAUGAAAGGCCACGUGUUUUGUUUUUUACCACUACCAGUACAGAAGACAAGUUUGACAGGAUUGCCAGUGCACAUCAACGGCUUCUUUGCUUUGAGUCAGAACAGGCGUUACAUUAAGACGCCUACAGCUGAACAAGAAGAUCUGGCUGAAAAGGAAGGCCAGCCCCUGACUGACAAGUCAUUGCUAUGGAACCAGUGUCUUCUGCAAGAGGCCAUCCCUAAAGCUUAUGCUUCCCUGCUGCUGGAUGCCAGGGACGAGCAGAACUACAACGUGCAAAGCGAAGCCGUGUACAAGUAAGAAUAAAUUGCUGACUUGUGUGCCUCUUUAAUAUAAUCAUCUCUUUUUGCUAAGACUGUAUGUUGCAAAGAGCUCAAAAAUAUGAGUUGACGAAAACAGGUAAAAUAUAUUGAGACAUGCAGUCGGUCUCUUAUACGACUCUAUUGUUGAUGAAAGAUCUGCUAACCUCAUGCUUCAACAGUUUAUAGAGAGUUUAGAGUUUUCCAUAAUGUGUUUCUCCUUUGAAUAUAGAGCAUGGCCUAAUACAGCUUAUGUCGACCAGAAGUGGAAAAGAGUGGAGAAGCCUCUAUUUGAGUUGCUUCUUGACAAAAGCAUCAUCUACACUCCGGCUCAAGGAGGAAAAUGGCUAAAAUUGACAGACGUUAUCGUUGAAAGACUUGCAGAAAGCGAUCCUAAGGAACUGCUGGUAAACGUUUUUCUCGCAGCGAAUGAAAACGUCGCCUGUUUACCCGAACACGCCCUAAAAGCCAUUUGCUUGCACUCAACGUUGAGUGCAGAAAUAACACCUUCGUUGACGCGAAGAGUCCUUAAGAAUGUCCCCUCUAGCUACUCAAACUUAACUCGGUUAGAAAAACUUUUCCUGCUGAAAUUUGUCCUCAAAGACGGUUACUUUUCUGACCUACUUGGACUGGAGCUGUUACCGAUUUCUAAUGAGCAGUUCAUGUCGUUUUCCAGUACGGGAGAGGUUGUUUACAUUUCUUCACUGGCACAUCCCCGUGAACUCUUACCGUGUCCACAAUAUAAAUUCCUUGAUGAGAGCAUCGACGAAGAAUUGUCACGAAUGCUAGAUGAAGUCGCAAAAGAAGGUAUGCUAUUUGGAAGUAGUUGUUACAAAAACGAAAAGAGCCAUGCGAAGAAUUAAGCUGGUACUCUACACCUGAAAAAAACUAUAAUCAAUUCCUUUAAUUAUAAUAGGUAUAGAACCUUGAAUUGCACAGUGCCAGAUUUUAAAGAUCAUCGUAAAUUAUCCCACGGAAGAAAUCCAGACAAUUGAGAUCUCUAAGUAGCAUUUUUUACUAUCAUGUAUGCAAUUCACAAUUAUUUUACUAAUUUUUCUCCUAACUUUAAUGAUUUUAUAUGGUAACCUGCUCCAUUUAUACGAGGCAGUAUGACUGAAGUUUUACACUUAUAAGAGCGAACUAAGAUUUGCUGAAGAGCCACGUUACUUUUCGAACAGGAUGCACUCAGUUACGGCAUUUCACCAAAGAUGACGUUGCUCAACUUCUCCCGACGUCACUACCACCUGGAUGGUUAGAGGGUCAAAACAUUUUGUGGUGUCCUGGAGUCGGAGACCAUCCGUCUAAUGACUGGCUAGGAAACUUGUGGGCAUACCUGGGAAAGAACUUCCCUUCCGUAGACGAGCUUUGCGGAUUUCAAGGCCUGCCACUACUUCCAUUAGAUAUGUCGGAAGUUCCGAUUGCCCUCGUGAGACUUAAACAGCUAUCUCAUGUUGUCGUUAGAAGCCUUCAUGGCGAUUCUUUAGACGACGCUAUCGUCGGAGCUCUGAGAGAGCUUGGUGUUUCAAUAAUGCAAGGGUAUCCAGGGUUCCUAGGCCUGCACCCUGCCGUUUCGGAAAAGUUUGUUCAUCCGCCAUCAGUUCAAGGCGUCUUAAAAGCUGUAGCAGCUUUUCUCUUCUUCAAGCCCACUGCCGUCCAAACCAUGACAGACGAUGGUAAACGAUGUUUUAGGAAGUUUGUUGCCAAAGCCUCUUCGCUUAGUCCAGAUGACAAGAAAAUCUUAAACUGCAUACCGUUGUUUGAGACUUUGUCCGGAGCCUUUGUUUCAAAAAAUGAUGCCCUUUGUGCUGCACCUGACGAAGUGUUUCCAGUGAAAACCCUCAGAGAUCUCAUCGACAUUCGAGAGAACGAUGCAAAGAGAUUGGCAGGUUUGUUGGACAUCAAGGUCUUGACACGUUCUGAGGUUUUGCUUGAGGUGAUAUUUCCGGAUGUAAUAGGUCAGCGUUACUCUACUGAAGAAAUUGACAGACUCAUGGGAUUCGUGAUAGAUAGAUAUCAAGUUUACACCGCAGAGGAUGGGAGAUUUCAGAAUCAGUUAGAAGACCUGCCCUUCGUCUCAACUAAAAAUGACAGAGUUAGACCUAGGGAGGUAUUUGAUCCCAGAGACGACUUCCUAAGAAGAAUUUUCGUGGAAGAAGAUGUGUUCCCUGUUGGAAAGUACACUCAACCUACAGCUCUAGUAGUUUUAGAAUACCUUGGCAUGAAAGGCAAGGGAGAAAUCACCGGGCAAAAAGUGUACGAAAGUGCAAAGGCAGUGAAUAACAUAACUGACCUUUCUGCAGCGGAAACGAAGUCAUCAGCGAUCUUGUCAUUCUUAACUAGCAAUCCAACAAAUCUUCAAGAGAUCGUCUCUGGAACGUCAGGAUUAGGAGAGCUCGGGAUGCAUCUUAAAAGUAUUCAAUGGGUCUCAGUUAUCAGACAAAAACCCGAUGAAUACCCCGAAAGUCUUCCGUUCUGGGGAGAAACGCACACAGAACCUUAUUUCUUAAAGCCUUCUGAUGUCAAGUACAAACAAGCAGCAAACAUUAUCGGAUCAACAAAAGCACUUGUCAAAGCUGAGCCAUGUAGACAGUUCACCCGCUUCUUUUCAUGGAACGCAGACCCGGCUGUUUUGGACGUCGUGCAGCACUUGCAGAAUGUAAUAAGUUGCUACAGUCCACAUGACAAGCCGCGUUAUAUUAUCAUUGCCCAGGAAAUUUACGCCUUUCUCAGUCGUGCAGAUCAUAACGAAGUAGUUGCUGCUUUGGAGAAUGUCAAGAACCUUCCGUGGAUUUGGAACGGAGAUGGAUUUUCUUCCCCUAGAUUCCUGAUAUCUCAGAAGCCUCAGAUCAAUCUGACGCCAUAUAUUUGUUCCCUUCCCUCAGAGAUGGCAAGAUUCUACGAGCUGUUUGCAAAAUUCGGCUUGCAAGAGAAGUGCGAUGACACAUUUUUGUUAGAGGUACUUCACUUAAUAAAAGAGAAGUACGACAAUUACCCUCCGCCUUCUACGGCAGAGGUACGGAAGGAUCUGCAGUUGUCUGUGGACAUUUUGAAUGACAUUAAGCCAAAUGUUGGAGAUCGGUUGCCGCCCGAACUUCAAGAAAAGGUGCUCAUUCCGACACAUGUGGAAGAUGAUGCGUAUGUUAAGCUUGCACCAGUUGAGAGAUGCAUGUACUGCGAACAUGAGUGGCUAGAAAGAAGUAAGCACGAUGGAGAAGAAGAUGACGAGAUGGAUUAUUUUUACCUGCAUCCAAACAUUCCAAACAGCACAGCUGAACUUUUGGGCGUUCGAACGUUGAUGAAUGUAAUGUUGGAGCCAGACGAGCUUGAUUUUGGAGAGGAAUUCGGACAAGAAGAAAAACUUACCCGUAGACUUAGUAGACUUCUGGAGGACUACUCUGAUGGCUUUGCAGUACCUAAAGAGCUUGUUCAAAACGCGGACGAUGCAGGUGCCACUGAGGUGAGAUUUCUAUAUGACGAACGAACGAACCAGGAUGCCAUUAACUGUCUGAUUGACGAAGAAAUGAAACAUUGCCAGGGUCCUGCUCUGUGGGCCUACAACGAUGCCGAAUUUAGAGAUGAGGAUUUUACAAACAUCACAAAAUUAAACGGUGCUAAAAAAGAACAAGAAACGGAGAAAAUUGGAAAGUUUGGACUUGGUUUCAACGCAGUCUACAAUCUGACGGAUGUUCCGAUGUUUUUGAGCAGAAAUUUCUUUGUGAUUUUUGACCCGCAAAAAUUCUAUCUUGGAAAGUCAAUAAGAAAUAAAAGCAAACCUGGAAUAAAGAUAAAUCUCAACAAAAACACAAAGAGACUUCGGAGUCUCAGCAAUCAAUUUAAACCGUUCAAUGGAAUAUUUGAUUGCGAUCUUCACCUGAAUAAAGACGAUUACUCGUAUCCUGGGACUCUAUUCCGUUUUCCAUUACGUACCAAAGAGCAAGCCAUUAAAAGUGAAAUCAAGCGACUUCAUUACGACAACGAACAAAUGAAAGAAUUCUUAAAGCUUUUCGCCUCUGGUGCUAAGACCCUUCUUCUCUUCACGCAAAAUGUGGUCCGGGUUAGCUUUUAUCAUCUGCCUAAAGACUCGACCCUUUUUUGUCCACCUUCGCUUCUGUUUGAAGUUAGCAAGUCAUUGUGUAGAAGAGGGAUCCUUAGGGAAUUGUCAUUUCCAAUUUCACUUUCCCAUGCUGCCAAGAAGCUUUGUAAGGAAGAGCAGUACCUUUUGCAGCAGAGUAAUUUUUUGCAAGCAUCAUCUGUAGUUGCAAAGAAUGCAGUAGAAGCUGAUAGCUCCAUGCCUGCCGUUCUUAGUUCUGCGCUUACAAUUAACAUUAAAAGCACCACCACGGAGAGCGGAAAACCGUUUGUUGAAGCUGAGGCCUACAUGCCAAAUGAGUCUCAGAUCUGGCUGGUUGCAUCUUCUAUGGGCAAAGGACUCACAGUGCAGUUUAGAAAGGAUGACAUGAGUCUACUUCCAUCAGCGGGAGUAGCUGCCAGAUUGACUUUCGAUGAUUAUGGAAAACUCUUACCAGUACCUGUUGUGGAUCAAGUCACUGCAGAUGUACAACAUCCUGUAGGAAAACUCUUCUGCUACCUUCCACUUCCAGUUAAAACUGGGUUACCGGUUCAUGUGAAUGGGGCGUUUGCGGUGGCUUCCAGCAGGCGAGGCUUGAAGGAGAAGACAGCAGACGAUAAAGAUUCCAUUGGAGUGGAGUGGAACAAUUGUCUCAUGCAAGACGCUGUAUGUGAAGCUUAUCUAGACCUUCUGGAGGACGUCAAGACUUUAGCUGCCGACAAGUACCAGUUUUAUUCACUAUGGCCCAGAGCGUGUGAGGUAGAGCAGAACUGCGAACCCCUUGCGCGUUCGUUCUACCAAAGUUUGGCAAGUAAAGACUACUCUCUCUUUUCCAAUGGGAGUCAAUGGGUAAACAUCAAUCAUGUGGUAUUUUUAGAGCCUAACUUUCGGUAUGAUCCUAAAAUCGGAGAGCUGUCUUUUGAAGCUUUGAAGUUUUUCAAGAAAGACGAUACAAUAAUCAUUGACCUUCCAGCUGAGGUCUACCAGUCAUUUGUCAGUUAUGAUCUCGUAACAAGAAUCCAGGAGAAAAACUACGAUAAGAGUAGAUUCUUCCGUGAGUUAUUCUUCCCAAACAUUGCUUCAGUUCCACCACAUCUGCGAGACCACCUAGUAUUGUACGCACUUGAUGACAAAGAUGGAGAGCUUGACGAUCUAAUCAAGACAUACGCUUGUAUUCCAACCUCACCAAAAGGUCGAAAACUCAAGUGUCCUGCCCAACUCAUCAACCCGACUAAGUUAGCUGCCUCUCUGUUUUACCCGGAGGACGAAAUGUUUCCAUUUGGAACAACAGAUACCUUCCUAUACGGUUUACGACUUGCCAAGCUUGAGCAACUCGGAAUGUUGGCAGAUGAUCUCCCGUGGCCACAGCUUACAGAAAGGGCUCAGAGUAUCAGUGUAUUAGGUGGUCAUUGUAGUGAUUCAGCGUUAAAGCGUGCAAAAGAUCUAAUCGAUCAUCUAGAAAGAAAUUUGAUGCAUAGUAAUGAGAAUCGUACUUCCUUCGAAUUUCGGGAGACAUUUUUACACGCCAGAUUUUUGCCGGUGCUUCAGAGGCCUGAAAGUUUCCCACUUCCUUGGAAAGCAGAUGAAUUUCAAUUUAAUAAUGGCAGAGUAUUCAUGUCUCCUACAGAGCUCUUUCCGAAGAGAGUAAAGAAUCUAGUCUGCUGCACUGAGCCAGUACUAGAUUUACACUUGCCAACCAUCAUCCAAGAGUUCCUACAGUUGGACAGGAAACAGGUUACAUUAGACCAUGUUAAAAUGCAACUUAACAGUGCCGCGUCUGUUAGCACACAGGAUCUGGACUCCUUUGAGAUCGAAAGCUUAAAAGAAGUUUGCUGGGCAGCGUACAGGUAUCUCGAAGAAGCUCUUUGUAACAAGUGCAUCACAGAGAAGGAAGUAGGAGAGUUGUUUAGUGGGAAAAAGUUUAUUCUCUGUGAGGGGGAAUUUUUUUUAACGGAGAAAGUGGCUUUCGAGUUGCAUUACGAUUGUUCUCCAUAUCUUCGCCAGCUUCCACAGGAUUUAGUAAAGCGUUUUGCAGGCUUCUUGAAAACUGCUGGUGUGAAGGCUGCCUUCGAUCCCGACGAUUUCAUAGCUUCUUUGAAGCAAAUAAAGCACAUGUUUGGGGAGGAAAAUCUCGAUGAGAAGAGUAUUCAAGUAGCAGUUAACAUGGCUGUUCAACUGGGACAUAUUUUAAAGAUGCGUAGUACACAAGGUGUCAAAGAUGAAGGAGAACAAGAGACAGUCUUUCUUCCUGAUUCCUUGGGUGUGAUGAGACCUGUUGGUGAUCUCUGUAUGGGAGAUUGCGACUGGAUACCACACGAAAGUGGUAUACAUCUUGUAAAUGAAAUGAUUCCUUUUCCAGUGAGCGCCCGACUUGGUGUCAAGACCCGUCGCGAGGAAACUCUAAAUCGUCUCUCCACUGGGAUUCCUUUUGGACAAAGCGAACAACUUGAAAAUCGUCUAAGGCGGAUUCUUACAGCCUAUCCAUGCCAGAAAGAGAUACUGAAAGAACUUCUUCAGAAUGCUGAUGAUGCACAAGCAACAGAGAUAUGCUUUAUCAGCGACCCUCGACAACACUCUGACGAAAGAGUGUUUGGAGACUCCUGGAAAUUGCUCCAAGGCCCUGCGUUGUGUGUGUACAACAACCGACCAUUUACGGAGGCUGAUAUUGUAGGAAUACAAAAUCUCGGCGAAGGCAGCAAAGGAGACGAUCCCAACAAAACUGGCCAGUAUGGUGUUGGUUUCAAUUCUGUGUAUCAUCUAACGGACGUACCGUCGUUCGUCUCUUGUGGUGAGGAGAUAGGGAACGUUUUGUGUGUAUUUGAUCCCCAUUACAAAUACGUACCAGGUGCAACUAAAUGGAAACCAGGAAGGAUGUACAGAGAAGCAGAAAAGGUCAAGAAAGUAUUUCCAGACGUUUUCUCUUGCUACGACCAGAAAGAGUGUCCCGUGCAAAAUUCGACAAUGUUUCGUUUUCCAUUACGAACAGAAGAGAUGGCGAAUAGCUCCAAAAUAUCCAAAACCCCAGUAACACCCGAAGAGCUAGAAGACAUGAUGAAAGCACUAAAAGAAGAGCUUUUCGAGGUUCUGAUCUUUGUGAACAACGUUAGGAAGAUCACCUUGUGUGACAUAGAUCCUGCAACUGGAGAAAGAAUAAACAUCUAUUCCGUCGCAGCAGUAAUGUCGGAGGAGGACAAAACGAAAAGGCAAGAGUUUGCCACCUAUAUGAAGAAUAUUAGAAAAUCAGCUGAACAACCGAGCGAACAUUACCCAUAUGACAUCGAGGUUAAAAAAUGUUCGUAUGUUCUGAAUCUACAAGACAACUGUGGCAAUCAAGAAAAGUGGUUAGUUGUUCAGCAAGUUGGCUUUGAGAAACAGGUGCAACUAAGCAUAAAAGAUGCUUACAGAAGGGGAGAUCUGGGAAUGCUGCCCCGUGGUGGAGUUGCCUGCCUUCUAGAAAAAAGUUCCACGCUUGAUGAGCCUGCAAGUAAAGCGAAAAAAGCUUAUUGUUUCCUUCCACUUCCUCUUGAGACUAAUCUCCCAUUACACAUUAAUGGACACUUUGCCUUGAACCAUGAGUCAAGAAGAAAUUUGUGGAGAGACGAAGCUGGUGGUUAUCGCACCGACUGGAACAAUGCUCUGCUUGGAGAUGUGAUUGCAUCAUGUUACCUGACACUUCUGGAUGAAGUCAGGAGUUUUUUUUACUUUCAAAUCUCUCCCACUUCGGCACAAAGUAAACUUCAUUGUAAUAACGAUGCUUUGUUUACAAAGAUUUGUGAGUACGAAAAGCUUUUCCCAUCGGAUAUUUCAGAAGAAACCUACUGGGCGACCUUAAUACGUUCCGUUUAUCGAGGGAUGGACGAAAAGGGAUUAAAACUCCUCCCAGUGGUGAGAGUUGGCAGAUUAGAGAAGAAUGACGAGGAGACUGAACUCACGUGGCUUCCUCCAACAGGUGAGGGAGAAGAAAAGGCAUUUUUCAAUAAUCUGGGAGCAAGUGAUUGUUUCGUUAGAAAACCGAUACGUCCCCCUUUUGGAAGCGACCUGGAAAAAGAGGAAAAACUAAGAACGGAAAAGAUAAGGAGGUUUGAAGACAUUCUACUACAAACAGGCUUUAACCUUGUGAAAUUAUCGCUUUUUGUGUAUGAUGCACUGAAGAAAUAUGGCGUAGAAUCGCAUUGCAUCUCACCCUCUGCAGUAAUGGCAUUCUACAAGACUUUUAAUGAUGACAAUCCACUCUGCUGUGUUGGACUCAUGUCUUUUCAUAUCAAAGAUACGCCAUUUAAGGGGAUCGAAGACGUCUUGCUUGUUUUGAGCUACUGCAAGGAUGACGAAAACUUCUUGGAAAACCUGUCAGGACUGCCUUUACUCGUAACACAAAAGAAGCACCUACACACUUUCAGUCCGGAUAAUCCUAAGUAUCUAUCGCGUCAUCAUGGUAUCUUACCACAGUGCAGUGAUAUGUUUGUCCACCAUGAUGUAAGACUUCGCAUCUUCAACGCUGCGAAGAGUCAGGAGUCACCUGUGUUUAAACGUUUUGGAGUAGAAGAUUUUGCCACAUUUUUGGAUCGGACCCUACCACGUGAGUAUUCUACCAGCGAUCGCUUCGUUGCAUGGUGCCCGACGCAAAUAUCAGUGCCUAAUAAGCAAUGGGUGGAAGCAGUUUGGAAGUUUCUGGGUGAAGAAACAGAAAGUCUUUUUAAGGAAGAAAGGAAAACUCUAUCACAAGGGGAAGAGAUUGAAAGAAUUAAGACAAUUCUUGAACCACUCUCAAAUUGGAGUAUUCUUCCAUGUACUGAAACAAUCAAGAUGGCACCAUCGGGUAAAACAGAACACUUCCUUGUUCCCCUUAAUCUUGCAAAGGCUGUACUUGAUUUUUCAGGCUCCGAUAUCGAUGCCGAUAUUUGCAAACUUGUUGAGUCUUUGAGGAAGCUGAGCCUAGCCGAGGUGAACUACAGUUUCUUGCCUACCGAGUCAAUGUACCUUGCACGAAAGUUGGUAGCAUCACUUAAGACACCAGAAUCCGUUCUAAAGUCACUGGAGCUUAAGAUGUCAACGAACCCCAAAGCUAUUGAGGGCAAAUUGACGGGAAUAGAAUGUCGUAACAUUUUGGAUUAUUUCAGUCGUAAUGUGGAAAGGCUGCAGGAACGCGACAAGCGUACACUGAUGAAACUGCCAUUCUAUCAAACAACUCACGGGGGAUUCACAAGUACUUGGUGUGAAACGAUUUGCGUCCUACCAUUUGGUAUCCCACGCGAAGAAAUGGAGCAGCUGGGGAGUAGAUUAAGCGUGGUUUUUUUAGAAGAGUGGAAACGCCUGCUUCCAUUGUACAAAUUUCUUGAGUUCAAAUGUGUCUCUGCAGUUGACUUCUACUGUAAAGUCAUAUUGCAGAACAUGGAAAUUUUUAGCAGCACGGCAAGAUUUACUCAUCUUAAGCACAUUCGUGAGGUCAUUUUGCCAAGACUAUCACAAGAAGGCAAGAGCGACGAGCAGAAGUUGCUCGGCUGUUUGAGUGAAACAGCUUUUGUUCCCUUUACUGAUGGAAGUUUGAAGCGGGCGUCCUUUUACUAUAAACCUGGACAUGAAGUUUUCAGUGUACUACUUCCUAAAGACAUGUUUCCCCCAGAGCCAUUGAACACGCCCGAAUGGCUGCAGUUUUUGAUGAAAAUUGGGUUGACCUGUGAGGUUUCUGCUGAUCUAUUUCUGGAGUUUGCCAUUGAAAUUGAACGCGAAGGUGAGACGCAGAAAAAUGAUGUAACUUACAAAAAGUCCAAGGUACUAGUGAAACACUUGUUCAGUCGAAAGAAUCUUGUGGAAGAAGGGCUUUUACAUUCUAUUUGUGACAUCCGGUUUAUAGCCACAGAUCCAGUGGGUGCCGAAUUACGAGCAAUUCAUCCUCAGUUCGGUGAAGGAAGGGAUGGCCAGAUUCCCUACAUCGCAUUUAAGGGUUCUUUGUUACCAGAGCACGGUAAGGCAGCGUGGAUAACGGCAUCAAUCCUUCCACAAUGGGCAAAUCCAAGAGAAUAUGUAUACUUGAUGGAAUUCAAGGGUUGGAAAAUGAGCAUGCCCUCUGUAAUGCUGUCAUCUCCCACCUUCAUAUUCUAACUGAGCCGACCAUGAAUCAAGUUGUCUUUCACUGCCAAAAUGUAUGCUCUCGAUUGGCAAAAGAGAACGAAGUGGACGCUACCUAUGAUCAGAGGGUGACCAGAACGUCAGUGAUGUUGAGGAUCUACAGUUUUUUGCAGAAAAACUCCCCAUCAAGUACUUUUGCGAAGGAACGACUUGAUCAUACACCCUGUAUUUUGGUACAAGAAGGUCAACGUUUUGUUUUUGCUAAACAAGUGGUUAUCGAGUUGUAUGAGAGCCUUGAAAUCAAGCCAUUUCUGUACAGAAUGCCAAACGAAUUAAGUAGGUUUUCGAAACUCUUCGAAUACCUGGGAUGUUCUCCAUCUGUCACACCUUCCAACUAUGUCAUGGUUUUAGACAUGUUGCACGAACAAUGUCAAGACGAAAGCCUACAUGUAAACGAGGUUAACUGCGCUUUGAGAGCGGUCAAAGGCCUCAUGGAAACAAUGCAAGACUCACCUGAUGCAGCUCAGGUUAUUUCAUUGUUGUACCUCCCUGCUACCUGUUCUUACAGCGCUUGUUUGGAUGACAACAGCGUGAGACUAAAGGUCACACUGAUGAAGGCUACCGAGCUUAUUUUCGAGAAUACUCCCCUCUAUCGUGAUCGUAUCAAAAACUUCGACGCACCUUUUGUGAUCGACUUCGACAGAGCUGAUGUAAGCUGCAAAAAUAAUGCAAACUACGAAGAUUUGAUCAUGCUUCUUCCAAGUAAUGUCCGACCACAAUUGAUGUCAUGCGUAAUUGAAGAAAAGUUCUUGAAUUCCAGUGAUAACGCCAAAGGUUUUGACAUAGGUGCUGCUAGUUCAUUAAGGAAACAGCUCCACUCAGAACAGUUCUAUCGAGGAAUUGUGAGACUUCUUCGCCACGUCAGCCGAGGUCGUAGUCUAGAUCAAAAUAUGCUCAUAACUGUUAAAAGCGGUUUGGAAAGAAUUGAAUUCCUUGGAAUGAAAAGAAUCGUUACUCAUCUGGUUCAUAACGGGGUGCCUAUCAAAGAGAGUGAACGCGAAGUUCCAUACUUCUUAGAAAAGGUGUUAGACUCCGGUCACCAGUUUUGGAAAGUAUAUGUUAACGCAGUCGAUGACGUCGACGAAACCAUGUCAAAGACAUCUCUAACGUUGUCGGAGGUGAUUGCAGAAGUGUGUAACGGGCUUCUGCGAGAAGCCACUAUGUAUAUUCCAGUGAUGCUGAGAUCUCCACCUGGUAAGAUUCGGUCUUUACUAGAUAGCAUGGGGAUUCGACAAGACGAUUCGAACGCCAAAGAAAGGGGAGAUGUUUUUCCACAACCAGGAAGCUUCAUACCAAUAGCAGAACACAACCUUUUAAAUCCAGCUUUCAAAUUGUUCGAGCCUGGAGAAUACGUUGGAUACGAACUAGAUGAUCCAAGUCUUCAUCUUGAAGAAGGGGAUGCAGUUUUCAUUUAUGCUGUGAUACUUAAAGACGUAUCUGGUGAAAACGUCAGCUUUUGUGAGAAGUCCUACCAGAUAGAUAUUGGACAUGAAAAGGAACUGAAAGUUGCCCGCGCCACUGAGCUUUAUAAAUUUCACCGUCUUCAAGAGAUAGCAUCCUCUGCCACUGUCCUGUCUGAACAGCAAGGAAGCUCCCCCUUUUAUCACCGGGAGAUAUUUGACGACAUCUCAAGAAUUCUUGAAGACGCAUGGAAGCUAUCAGAAGACAUCAGAAGACAAAUUAUCAAGAGACUUAUUUUGCAGUGGCAUCCAGAUAAGAAUCCAGGAAACGAAGUCUUCUGCACGGAGAUUUUCCAGCAUAUAAAAAAUGAAAUUGAACGACUAGAAAGAGAACAACUACGUAGAUGCAUGGAGACUGAGAGCCCUCACGGAUCUUACGGUGUGUAUUUUCCCUUCUGGGGAGCUCGUGCAAGGCAAUAUAACUCACAGCGUCAAGAAUACACAGAGAACUUCAUUAGACACCAUGGGUCCUGGAGCCACAGAUCACGAUCGUGGGAAGUUCCUCCUAGCUUCUGUAACACCAAUCCCCAACCUGCACAGGCACGACGUUGGUUCAGACAAGCUGAAGCUGAUCUGGCAGCUGCUGAUAACGACAUUUCCUCUGCUAAGCCGUCUUUCGUGUGGGCUUGCUUCAAAUGUCACCAGGUAAGAGACCGAGUGUACAGUAAUUAUUUCGAAUGUGUUGCUAAUAAAAAGAAAUCCAAGGGAACUCAUACAAUAACGUUACUAGUAACGAGCCAUAUAGCUUGCAAUGGAAGAUCUGAUUUAUUUUGCUUUUAGAAUACAAGAAUUGUAGUUCAUUUGCGCCUUCCUUAGAGAGUUUCGAAACAGGACUUGGCUUGCUAAAUGCAGCAGUGCUUUUCAAAUCCUUCGGGCGUCAUGACGCUAACGUUCAUUGUCUUUCAGGCUGCCGAGAAAGCGCUGAAAGCCGCCCAAUAUUCUUUAGAUUCAAACAAGACCAAUGUUCACAACUUAGUGCAAAAUUCCUUGUCGCUGGAUGACUCUCAACUGACAACAUUAUCGGGCCAGCUUGAAAGUCGCGUGGGCGACUCGACGCGCAUGCGUUACCCCGACCAGGUCAAUUUUCCUGAGAUUCCAAGCGACGUUUAUUCGGAAGAAAUAGCGAGAGAUGCUGUGGAUCUAGCCUCAAGGGUAUUAGAGAACGUUAGAAGAAGAAUAAGAUAA